AUGGCGCCCCCAAACAAACUCCCGACUCGCAAGCUGGCAAACAAUGGCCCUGAAAUCAGCGCUGUCGGCUUCGGCAUGAUGGGCUUGAGCAUCGCAUACGGUGCAGCGGGUUCCGACGAAGAGCGCUUCCGCGUCCUUGAUCGCGCCUGGGAGCUCGGUUGUACGAAUUGGGACACUUCAGACUUCUACGGCGAUUGCGAGGACUUGAUCGGCAAGUGGUUUAGAUUGCACCCGGAGCGCCGGCAUGAUAUCUUCCUAGCCAGCAAGUUCGCCAUCAGCGCUACCGCCAAGGAAGACGGCUCGCACGACUUUUUUAUCGAUUCCUCUCCCGAAUCCUGCCGGGCUGCCUGCGAGCUCGCUCUCAAGCGAAUGAAUGUGGACAGCAUCGAUCUGUACUAUAUCCAUCGCCUCGACAAGGUCACCCCCAUUGAGAAGACGAUGGAGGAGUUGAGCAAGCUGAAGAAGUGA
Messenger RNA from Fusarium musae, 468 nucleotides. RefSeq lists its product as uncharacterized. Gene Ontology annotation, cellular component: cytoplasm. The transcript is spliced from 2 exons. Lineage: Eukaryota; Fungi; Ascomycota; Sordariomycetes; Hypocreales; Nectriaceae. The record is from RefSeq and is a predicted model, not a curated record. Bases 1 to 468 code for a protein of 155 amino acids.